This is a messenger RNA of Mesocricetus auratus (golden hamster), 1286 nucleotides long. It is a transcript of the gene Ccdc182, whose product is annotated as coiled-coil domain containing 182. The transcript has a single exon. The record is from RefSeq and is a predicted model, not a curated record. Lineage: Eukaryota; Metazoa; Chordata; Mammalia; Rodentia; Cricetidae. Bases 110 to 571 code for a protein of 153 amino acids.
GGUCUUGAUGUCACAAUGAGACCGAUCUAUCCACUCCAAAUGAUGGUGUCUCUGGCGCCCACAUGACUCUGACUCAGUUGGUUUCUGGGCUUCCUCUCUGUAGGAGGAGAUGAUGGAAGCCCUCUUUCAGGCAGGGUCCAUUCUUAUGAAGGUGAAUACCUUACAGGGCAAGAAGAUGGUGGAGAGUGGGCUCCAGUCUGGGGACCUUUCUCUGUCUCCGUCCUGGCCCUCCUGCCUCCCUCUGCCGGCCGACCUGGAGAUCCUGCGGCAGAAAGUGGCUGCGGUGCAAAGGGAGCUGGAUGACUUCAAGAAGGAGGCUCUGAAGGCCAUCAGUUACCUGGAGGACGCCUUCUGCGACAUGAACGGAGUCCUGGCACAGCAGGAGGAGCAGGCUGCCCGAGUGAAGCAGCGGCUGAGGGAGGAGGAGGACCGUGGCAUCGUUCGCAACAAGGUGCUCACCUUCCUCCUGCCCCGGGAGAAGCAGCUUCGCGAACACUGCCAGCGUCUGGAGAAGAUGCUGGUCAUGAGCCACGAACCGCUGCGAGUCACCAGGAAGAGCCAGGCAGACUGAACGGCCUGCGCGUGCGCCUGUGCUGCCGGGCAACUGGAAGAUUUUUUUUUUAAUGGAAGGACAAACGCUAAGUCCCCAUUUAUUCCCCUUUCCCCAUUUUUAUUGCUUUACUGCUACCAAAAUAACACCAUACAGAGAGGAAAAAAAAAAAAAAGACCUCAAUAUGGUUUUUUUUGGGUGAAGUUCCGUUUAUCCAGCCUCGUCAAGGAAGGAGGCCCAGACACUAAGUCAGACCUGUAACCUUCACCUCGAACUGUUUCCUAUUUGCAAUGGUACAGUUGCUUGGAUGUGUAGCAUUCCCCCCCCCCCUGUAUAUUCUUAAAACCGGUUGUGUUGAACAGAUUUACCUUUCUUUUAAUGACUCCAGGCUUUUGUGAUUUAUGACUUAGCAAUUGGUUUACUGAGACCGGCCAAUGUGUGAUCUACACCAGCGGCUUAGUGAGGGGGAUUGCCCACAUCCUGAAAUGGCCUCAGAUGGCUACAUUGUGUAAUCUCUGAUCCCGCGGCUGGAUUUUUCAGUCUGCUGGCAUCGUUGGACUGUUGUCUGCCUCUUUUCCUUACCGCUUGUGUUCAACUCUGCUUCCUAUCCUUUUUGCCCCUAGACUGGCUGCUCUGUAUGGUGAACCCUGUUAGGGCUCAGACUGUAGAAUGCUCUGAUCUUACAGGGCGCCGGAGGGGACACUUGUAAGAUGGCACAAUAAAACAGUGACACUGA